This is a messenger RNA of Wickerhamiella sorbophila, 5565 nucleotides long. Its product is annotated as E3 ubiquitin-protein ligase ubr1. Lineage: Eukaryota; Fungi; Ascomycota; Dipodascomycetes; Dipodascales; Trichomonascaceae. Gene Ontology annotation, biological process: ubiquitin-dependent protein catabolic process via the N-end rule pathway; protein ubiquitination. Gene Ontology annotation, cellular component: ubiquitin ligase complex; cytoplasm. The transcript has a single exon. The record is from RefSeq and is a predicted model, not a curated record. The coding region runs from base 1 to 5565 and encodes 1854 amino acids. Gene Ontology annotation, molecular function: zinc ion binding; ubiquitin protein ligase activity.
AUGGAAGCUACAGUUGAGAACUUUCGGCGACUUUUGCUGCUGAUUCCGCAAGAGUUUGAGUAUGACCAUCGACGAAUCAAGCAGAUUAGAACAUGUUUACGAGACUUUUUGUUCAAAGUCGCCACCGUAAACGGGAAAUACAUGGAUUGGAUCAGUGAUAAUGGUAUUCCAGCAAAGGAUAUCAAGCCUGAGGACUGGAUAGCGCAUGAGAAAACACACAGCCACUAUGGAAGGCCCUGCGUGCGAAAGUUAAGAAGGGGUGAACCUACGUUCAGAUGUCUGACCUGUGGCCUUGACGAAACAUGUGUUUUAUGCAAAUUCUGCUUCAACGAGGCAGACCAUGUUGACCACAAUGUUUUCGUUAAAAUUGGGCAUCGAGACGACGGCGGCAUCUGUGACUGUGGUGACCAAGAAGCCUGGAAGGCCAAACUCCAUUGCAAGGCAGAACAGGAGCUAGAUUCCUUUCAGCAGGUACCUGACGAGUUGGCACACUCUCUGCUUGAGUGUUUCAGUAUUGCACUGGAUUUUGUUAUUGAUGUGUUCAGCUCUGCGCACCCGUCUCUCCAGUUUUACAAUACCGCGGAACAAGUUUAUGCAAACGAGCGCGAUGCCGAAUUGGACGAGGAGGUUUAUGGUAUGAAGGAUACUCAGACAAACAAAUACGUACUUUCGCUAUGGAACGACGAUCGAAGAUCUGUCCAGGAUGCUGUGCUGGCAAUUCGUGUGGCCACUGGCCGCCCUCAUGAUUUUGGCUGCAUGGUCGCAAACGAAGUCGAUGGCCAUGGUCGGGCAAGGCUAGCCGUUUCGUCUGAUUGCAAUCGAUUGAUUUUACAGAAAUCAACUAUAAAACUCUUCACUUCAACAAUUCGAAGUGUUCGUGAUUUCAUUCGGGAAGAAAUGUCAGAUGAGAUUAUUCGCUGGUUGAACGAUAUCAGUCAAGCUCAAUUACGCAACUGCGAUCCGACCCUUUUAACGAGAUUAGUCGGUGAGGCUCUCGCCAAUCCCUGGAGGGUAGGAAACAAGUAUAUACGCUCAGAAGCCGGCUCUGAGGGUCCACUACCAUCAGGUAUCGUUGACUUCCCCGUUUCAGUUUUGAAACCUGACUACGCGCUCCCGAUUUGGCGACAUGCUCUACUGAAUGGCCAAAAUGUACCGACCGUUGAUACUUUACCGCAUGUGAAUAUCAAUAUUCCUGUUCAGGAUGAAUCAUCUGAGAUGACUUUAAGAACAAUGUCUUACGGUGCUCUCCAGUCUCUUCAGUCUAUUGAUACACUUGAAAUGAGUGAUAAUAUGAUACCAUAUUCACCAAUAUGGCAUGAUACCCCUAAGUGUAUUUCCGAGCCUGGCCCUGAUGCGAGAGUGAAGUAUCUUCUAUUUUUCGAUGUAAGACUUUGGAAAACACUUCGAUCAGUUCUAUGUGAUCUCUACCUGACGAGCAUGGUUUCUAAUGCCGAACUCAAGGCCAAGCUGGGUGCUAUUUAUGCAGGCAUUUAUCCUGUUAUUGCUGAGCUUUAUGUUAUGACUGAUCGCGAGCCAGAAGUCUCGAUAAUCACAUCUUUGAGUACGCAGCUAUUCACCACACCUUCUAUCGCCACAGAGCUUUCUGUUGGCUCUCAUUUUUCACGCUACUUUGCUGCACUGUUUACUUUAUUUGACAAGAACCAGGUCGCAUCUGCGUCGACUAUCACCACUGACGCUAGACUCCAGAUCCAAUCGCCCAUUUUCAGAAACCGGCGACUCGGACAGCUCUUCCAUGAAAUCGAAUUUUUACUCAACCGAAACACGAACAAGGUGGCUGUGGUUGGUAGCCCAUAUCGGAUGCGUCAGGCGGCAGAUUUCUUGUCUCUUUUCCAGAGCUUGACACCCAUGAUAAGACAGCUGGACACCCAUGUCGAGUACGAAAAUGAGACAUGGGUCUAUUUCUUUACCACUAUGCCUUUUGUACAUCAGCUGGCAAAUGCAAUUGCCAGUGGUGCAUUGGAGUGCACUUUCGACCAAGUACGUGAGAGCAUCUCUUGUAUAUCUGCUUUAAUGAUUAGAUGGUCUUACAGAACCAUCGUCAAGGUCCUCAUUGAAAGCAAAGUGUUUGAAUACAAUUCGUUGAUGGCGCAGUAUGGCGGUAAAGAUAUUCUAUGCAACUACAACGCUAUUACUGUGGAUCGUCAUCCGGUGAGUUUGCACCACCCAGUCCAUGUUUUCCUGUCUUGGUUUAUUGAAUAUUCGAGAGUGCCCACUUUAGCUGAUUUGAGGGAUGUUUUGUUCUCUCAAGUGGACAACAUCAAAAAAGAAAUUCGCACUGAUGUGCCAGCAGGUCUUUUAGAAGCUCUUGUUUUCGACAGCAGCAUUCGGACCAUGGGCCUUUUGUCACAAAUUCAUGUGGGGCUAUGGGUUCGGAAUGGAUACGCUGUACGAAGUCAGCUUACGCAUUAUCGUGAAACAACUCUAAGAGAUCUAGCCUAUUCACGGGACAUUUUCAUGACCCAGGUUGCGCUUGUAAGCUUGGAGCCUAACGCUGCAUUUGUCCAGCUACUGCAACGAUACAAUAUGAUCGAUUGGAGAAACGAUUCCUUAUUUGACGAAGAUCAGCGGUAUUAUAUGCUCGAAGAGUUCCUACACCUUUUGACGUUCCUUCUAACUGACCGUCUUCAUCUGCUUGGAUUAGAUGAAAUCACUCUUAAAGAGCGCUUGUUCGAGAGGGAAAUUAUCCAGUGUCUCACCUUCCAUGCGAUGAGUUUCAGCGAAAUGACAAAGACCAUUCCUGAAAGCAUGUUGGUCUGCGAAGACCUUUUUGAACUCGUUUUGAAACGCUGUGCAGAUUUCGUUCCACCCAAGGGAGUUCGGGAUGUCGGUGUAUACACUUUGAAACCAGAGUACCUCCAAAAGUUCGACACGCAUUACACGCAUUUCUCACAGGCAAAGAUGGAUGAUGCAGAGCAGCGCAUCGUCGAGAAGCUCUCUCUUCUGACGGGUGUUCCCAAAGCGCAAAUCGUUCAUUUACCGCCACUAGAAAAGCUAUCCGAACCCUGGUGUCACCUAGGUGGAUUUACAAAAACUGUGGUGUUUGCGAGGUUCAUGUACGACCUGUUUGAGCCUUUCACCGAAGAGAAGGUUUCUGAAGAUCCGGAGCGAUCUGCGUCUGGAGACAGCUCGAAGAAAUCAAAAAGUGCUGCUGCAAGAGACCACUCAGAAACCGUUGUUGGAAAAGCAUUAUACCUUUUACUUGUGGCUGCCCAAGAUGAUCUGGAUACUUCUGGUGAAAUCGAAAACAAUGAUGAAAUGUUCCCUAGUAUUUCAGCGUGGGCCAGCGUUCCAAAUGAGCGGGGAGGUGCUUCUUUCAUCGAUCUUCUCCAGAGGUUGCUUCAGAAAUCUCAGUAUCAUACACUUCACCCUCGUAUCCAGCGCUUGUUCCAGCUUUUACACCAGAAGAGCCCUCUCAACAUACCGAGCAUCUCGGCCAGUGUUAACGAUUCAGGCGAGAGUGAGGCGGAGCGGAAAAAACGAAAAGGCAAAGAGAUGCGUGCUAAAGCUAUGGAGGAGCUCCGUCGCCAACAAGCCUUGUUUUCAAUGCAGACCCUUGAAAAUAUGGAUGACGGUGAUGAUGACGACUUGGGUGACGACAGUGAAAUGGCAAUGGCAGAGGAUGGCUCUCAAGAUGGUGUUGCGUGGGAAUAUCCGACCAGUCAGUGUGUACUUUGUCAACUUCCGGAUAAUGAAGACUCAAUUUUCGGUAUAAUGACUUACAUCACGGAUUCAAGGACCGCUCGCACUCAGCCGCUUGAAGACGAGUACUGGCUUGGCCAAGCUUAUUCGGCGGAUACGUCAAGCUUAGAUACCAAACAGAAUACUCCCUCACCUGCUAUUCAAACACGACGUUGGAAGGAGAUCCAGGGCCAGUAUGUGGAAAAAAUAAUUGGUCCUGCUUUUCCUAACGAGCAUUCGGAUAUCUCACAGAUAGUGACGGGGUGUGGCCAUGGUGUUCAUUUCAAAUGUUACCAAGAGCAUAUUCAGCAACAAAGACAACGCCCUGGUUUGACUAGAGCGACACCAGAGAAUGUGUCAAAAGUCGAAUAUUUGUGUGCUCUUUGCCGAGGCCUGAAUAACGCGUUUAUGCCUGUAAUGUGGAAACCGAAUCGAUUGAGUGCCCACCAGUAUCUUCAGCUUUCUCAUUCAGUGCAUGACGCUUUUAGUAAAGUUCUUCGUAUGGAAGAGGGGCAGUUACCACCAGGAAGCUUGAUUGAUGUGAUAAAGCAUUCCUUCAAGGAGUUGCAACCAAGAUUUGUUGAGGCGUUUGCAGAAUCCCAAGGAUUUGAUUAUAGCUUCAGCCAUGAAGUCCAUGCAGCUGUGCUUGUUUCCAUUAUGAGACUAACGUCUAACCAACCAAAACCCACCACCUCUAUGGGAACCAACAGGAUUUUGACGCGGGCGUACAGCGCAACAGUUGCCAGUAUGGAGAUUGCUCUGCGCGGUGUUUCAUACGAGAGCUCGGAGGGAGGUCUUGUCAUCGAUCAAUUGUCGCAACAGUCUCUUCAAUUUUUGCGUGUAUUGACGCAGUUUCUUCGCAACAUGCUUGGCGUGUCAAUCAAACGGCAGCUUGACAACGAGCCUGCUAAUUCGGAAUUCCAAAAGAGCUACCCGCUUUUUGUGGGGUAUAAACACAAUGAUUUUGAGGUAGCUCCUUUUGAUACUUUUGUUGAAUCCUUGUUUAUUGCUGGUCCAAUGUUUGAUCUGGAGCCCUCGGCUUUGCUCAGAAUUUAUGAGUCAAGUCUUAUCUGGCAAUUCAUUCGUUGGGUCAGAAAUGUACCCAGCCUUGAUGUGGUAUCAGCUCCGGCAACAAACUGUCAAAUUGAAGGAUUACUCGCGAGCAUGACUCCUCAUAACCCCCGAGUGGUUUACGCAAUGUUGGAUAGGCACGUUACAGUCGGUUUACGUCGGGCAGCGUUGGUAAUCCAUGGCUUGUGUGGAGUUUACGAUCCUAAUGAGUAUAAUGGCAUAAUGCACUUUCCUGAGAGCGAGCGUUUAUCCAAGUUCCUGCUUCUACCGGAAUUGCAGAGCGCAAUUAUUGAACAAAUGCGUCCGGAAUACGGACCACUGUGGGAAGAUAUUAAGCUUGUUCCACCACCCUUUGGUGGCCUACACCAGUUGAUUCAAUUACCUGAAAGACUGGAUAUGUUUUUCAACGAUCCGGAGCAUACUGAGUUACCAAGCGAUCCUACUGUCUGCCUGUUCUGUGGAGCAAUUAUGGGUGUACAGACCUUUGAGCGCGACCGAGGCCCCUGUAAUCGCCAUAUUGCCCAGUGCAUGGAGGUUUACGGUAUGUUCCUGCAGCCUAAGCGAAACAUGCUUCUCUAUCUUCUACCUGACCAACGCGGAAGCUUUACCGAGGCGCCGUAUCUUGACCUUCACGGAGAAGUGGACGAACAUAUGCGCCGUGGCAGGCCGCACUAUCUGCAAGUGUCAAGAUACGAUAAUAUCACGAGGACGAUUUGGCUCGAAAAUGGUAUUGCAUCGUUCAUUGCCCGAAAACUUGAUGCCACCACCAAUCAAGGCGGCUGGGAAACUUUGUAG